UAUAACCUAACCUCAAAAAACAAUUAAAAAUAAAAACAUGAAAUUAUUACAAAAUCCUAUGCAUUUAAAUGGUGUAAAUAUGUAUUAUAUUAUUAUUAGAGAACAAAAAAAUACUGAUAUCCCGAGAGUAUCUGAAUUAGUAAGAAAUGCCUAUAAUUCUAACAUAUUGAAUGCCUUUUAUGUUGCACUAUUCAAUGAAGCCACAUUCCAGAUAACGAUUCUGUUCUCAGCGAUAUUAUUUAUAUUUUUCCAUGUAAAGUUGAUCUAUUGCAUUUUUACUUUACCCCUAGUAUUAUUGUUAAUGUAUAUAAUUAUAUUUGGGGCCAUGACAAUGAAAUCGGCUCAGUUAAUGUACGAGAAAAAGCCAUUAAAAGCUUGGGUUGCUGAGGCAUAUGAACCCUACUUUUUUACAAAAGAUCCUAAUAACUGCUGGUACAAAAUUAUAAAGGAAGAAGAAAUAGAGAACAUAGAUAUAAAGCCUGAUGGUAGAAAAAGGAUAAUUGGUACUGUAGCAGUUAUGCGGCAUUUACAUCAACCAGACUGGGCCUGGAUGUUUAGAUUAGCAGUUGACAAAAGGUAUAGAAGAAAAGGUGUAGCUUUAAAUCUCACAAAAGUAGUUCAGGAAUGGUGUAAAAAUAACAAAUUUAAUCAUGUAGAUUUAGCUAUGACUGAGUGUCAAGAGGGAGCACGGCAACUGUUUGAUAAAGCAGGGUUUGAAAUAAAACAACUGUACCAUAAGAAACUUUUUACAAGAGCUUACAUGAUGCAAAUGUAUUUGUUAACGUGUGAAGUGCGCCCCACAUUUAAUUAAUUAAUAACAUUAGUCUCAUAUGGCUUAACAUGAUAAUGAAGUUAAAUUUAGAAUAUAACAAACUGAUAUAUCUUAUCAAUUUGUUACUUUUUAUGUGUUAAAUUUUCAUCUGAUUAUUUCUACUGGAAGACUUUUUUUUAGCUGGAUGCAGUGAUAUAAUAUUUUUUCAGUUAUAAAUCUAAGAUUCUUACCUAUACUCCGGUUCAGCUAUUAAGAAAACGUUUCCUAACUUGUGAAAGGCACAUAAAAUUGCAGGAAGGCAUAAUAAAAAAUAUAUUUUUCUUUGGUAACUUCCAAAAUCUCCUAGGAGGGGAAUAACAUCAUCAUAACUCAUAUUUGUUAAUACCUAAAAAAUAAAUAAGUUGUAUUUAGAAGGCCCAUAUAUUGUUGACUUAUCUAACCAAUUAUCUAUAGAUAGUGACCAAAAGAGAAACACUUAUCUUUUUAAAUAUUUGUCGUCACAAAGAACAUCUAUUAAGAUGUUAACAUUAAGGCAGGAAGUUUUCAAUUUUAGAAUGUAAUCUAAUAAUGUGUUAAGAAUGUACAAAACAGAAUUGUAUUAAAAAUAUGUUAUAUUUUUAGAAUACAUGUAAUGUUUUUUAUACAUGUUAAUAAAGAACAUUUGAAUAUAA
Molecule: messenger RNA, 1443 nt
Organism: Sitophilus oryzae (rice weevil)
Lineage: Eukaryota; Metazoa; Arthropoda; Insecta; Coleoptera; Curculionidae
Exons: 5
Coding region: 38-811 (257 amino acids)
Molecular function (GO): N-acetyltransferase activity
Source: RefSeq, a predicted model, not a curated record